UGUUUAAUCUGAUAUAUUUACAAUGAAAUUAAUUUAUUUUGGGCGACAGAACUUUAGCCAAUCAGAGCGAAGGGACCAGAGCCCGGGCCCCUGAGGCCCCCCUCCUGUCUGCUCCUGAGGUUGUAUAUGGUGUUGAUGACAAUGAGGACAAUGUUUAUGGCUCACUCUUUUAUAGAGUGAGCCAUAAGGUUGCUCACCCCGCACAUCACCCUGGAGAGAGACAGAGAAAGAGAGACAGAGAGCGAUUGAAAUACUUAAACAGAGAGGAGCUGGCCAAGCUCUCUAACAUCACUUGGAUAUCAAACAAUGGACUCUAACACGACUAUUGUGAGGCCAGAAUAUUUCAUUAUCAGUGGCUUUUCAGGCAUCCCUCAUGUUAACUACUACUAUUUAUUUUUACUGGUGCUCUACAUCGUGUCAGUGGUGGAAAACGGGGUGGUGAUGGCCUUGAUCUGCUUAGACCAGAGUCUCAAGACUCCAAAGUAUAUUGCUGUGUUUAACUUGGCGUUUGUAGACGUGGUCGGCAGCUCCGCCCUGGUGCCCAAGGUUAUCGACACGUUCUGGUUCGACCACAAGUACAUCUCGUACAGCAACUGCUUAACCUAUUUGUUUUUUUAUUAUGUGAUCCUCACCAUGCAGUCUCUUAAUCUGGCUUUACUCUCCUUUGACAGGCUAAUAGCGAUCACCUUUCCAUUGCGCUAUCAGAUCAUUGUGAUUCUGAAGACCAUGUUCUCACUGGUAGCUGCUUGCUGGAUUAUUGCCAUCCUUGUCAACUUGAUAGUUGUAGGGCUUCUAACACGACUGUCCUACUGCAGGUCUGUUGUUAUCAACAGCUAUUUCUGUGACCAUGGGCCGCUCUAUCGACUUGCCUGCAAUGACAAUUGGCCCAAUCAUAUCAUUUCCAUAGUGUUACCAGUUUUAAUUAUUUGGGCUCCAUUGCUCUUUAUCUUGAUAUCUUACAUGUGCAUUGGUGCAGCUUUGGCUAAAAUAGCUGGAGUGCAAGAUAGGAUGAAGGCUUUUAAAACAUGCAGUGCCCAUAUAAUGUUGGUGAUUAUUUAUUACUUACCUAUUCUAGUCACUUUUAGUGUUGCCGCUAAAAUGCCUCGCAAUGCAAGGAUAAUUAGUCUUUCUCUUGCAGCGGUCAUACCUCCAGCUUUGAACCCAUUGAUUUAUGUUCUACAGACUCAGGAAAUCAAACUGUCUCUGAAAAAGGUCUUCAAAAGAAUGAGGCAAUCAAAAAUGUUAUUGAAGUAGAUAAUCAAUAUGUGAUAUUUCAUUUCAGAUAUUGUGUUGAAGCGUACAUUUUUUGUUAGGCAAAACAUUUGUAAUAGUAGUCUAAACAAUAAUCAGUGAAUUUUUGGAAUGAAAACCUUCUAACUGAAGAAUAAUAACUCAACCCAUUUAAUUUGGAUAAGUUAAUGAAAUGUAAUUUUGUGUGAUCUAUAUGACAAAAAGUUAAAAUGGGAUCUUAAAAGAGCUUAUCAUUGUUGAUAUCAGAUAUUUAUGUGUCCAUGUGCUGCUUUGUCGAAUUGCAUGCAAUAACAUUCAGGCUGAUAAUACACUUGCCAACAACUGUUAUUCUUUGGGUUCCAUUGCUAUUUAUCUUGAUCACUUAUGUACAUGUGCAUUGGCACAGCUUUGGUAAAGAUAGCCCAAACCCAAGAUAGAAUAAAGACUUUUAAAACCUGCAGUGCUCAAAUUAUGUUGGUGGCCAUUUAUUAACAACCUAUUCUAAUCGCUUUCACAUUACAUGCUAAAAUACCUCCGUCAGCAUGAUUAAUGUCUCUUGCUGCUGUCCUUCCUCCAGCGUCGAACCGACUCAUUUAUGUUUUACAUACAAACAGUCUCUCAAAGAAAUAUUCACAAGAAUAAAACAAACACAAACUGCCAUGAAGAUAUUGUGUUUUAUUGUACAUCCUUUGUUAGCUGUUUGUUGAGUAAAACAAACAAAUAAAUUAAUUCCCCCUCCUUAAGAUCUUGAUUGAACAGAAUGUCCAAAUUAUUCAUUCAAUAUCAUUAAAAUUUUCACAUUGAAUACAUCUUGUUUACAUUAAAUCAGGCUGGAACAUGAUUCUGUUUGUGAAACACUGUUCAAACUAUUUGAAAAUAACCAAGGAGCUGUAGUAAUGCGUAAAUAAAGUAAAAUAUAAAGGUGUGUUAUUAUUUUAAAUAGUUACGUGUCACUGUGUAGAGUAAAUUGUCGGAAGUUUGUAUACACAAUAUCUUAUCUAUUCUAAUCUUAUAUAGGGCUUAAAGGGGCCCUAUUAUGCCCUUUUUUAUUGUUUAUUAUUUAAUUUGUUUGACCUCAUAGAAUUGAUUUACAACGAUAAAGGGUUGUCUAGCACAUUAUUUUUUCUCCUACUUUUAUGAGUAUUACAACCCCUAUGUGAAACACCCUGUUGCUUAGAAUUUUGAGGCAUUUAGAAUCUUGGUGCUGACAGGGUGCUGACGUCUCUUCAGGCACUCUGUCACUCUGUCUACUAUGGCUUCAGUGCUACCGUACCAAUUUGAGCCUGAGUCGGACCCCGAAAGCGAUAAUGGAGCUGACGACGCUAAUGACGAGCGCGCUGUUAGUCGUAGAAUGGACCAAGACAUUUCACAGUGGUAAGUUUUUGUUUAUGCUAUAAUAUGCACACACGAUUCAUCAUGUAUUUAGCCCAGCUUUUCUGACUUAGCUUGCAGCUAGUAUACUACUCGUACUAUUCAAGCGUCCGUAACAAGCUUUUAUGUCCCGACAUGGCAUAUUGUUGACUACUUUUGUCCGUCAAAAUACACUGUUAUAACUUAUAACAUCCCUACUACCUAGGUGCACCUGUGGGAAUUAUGCCACUAUGCCCAACGAAGUGGAGAACGUCUGCUGUAGAGAAAUUCCAAAGGUAAAACGGAUGAGCUUUAGGCUAAGCUGCACCGUUUGUUGAGAACGAUCUCAUGUCAUAUAUCAAUCAUCUUCGGAGGAUGUUAUGAUAUAUUUAUAUAUAUAUACAGGCGCGUGCCGUCCAUAUGGGCAGGUGGGGCGGCGAACUCCCUGCAAAAGCAUGCUCCCAAAAAAAUAGUUCCUCAGUAAAUCAUUGCUCCAAGUUUAUUAUUAAUAAUGUGAUUGUCACAUUAACUAUCUAUUGUUUCUGUAGGCUUUCCGACUAUUUUUGGUCUGUUGAUAUCAAAUUGAUGGUGGCCAUUCUAGUUGAGUUCUGUUUAACGUGUCAUGCAAUGUGGGGCGGUGGAGCUCAACGACCGCGUCCUUCCGUAUGUUUCUAGCAUAACCCUGCAGGCUGCAAUAAGAAUUGCAAUCCGCGCUAUAAGACGCCCAUAUGGUCGUAAAGUAGUCUGCCCCAUGGUCAUAUUCUAGGACUAUUGUUGU
Molecule: messenger RNA, 3358 nt
Organism: Gadus macrocephalus (Pacific cod)
Lineage: Eukaryota; Metazoa; Chordata; Actinopteri; Gadiformes; Gadidae
Product: olfactory receptor 9K2-like
Exons: 1
Coding region: 307-1254 (315 amino acids)
Biological process (GO): G protein-coupled receptor signaling pathway
Cellular component (GO): membrane
Molecular function (GO): G protein-coupled receptor activity; olfactory receptor activity
Source: RefSeq, a predicted model, not a curated record